AUGAAGAGCCAUCUUAAGCCUCAGAUUAUUACUGGGAAGGUCGAAGAUGUCCCAAUUAACAAGAUCUUGGUAUAUUGCGGUGCGACGGUGAAUUUGAUGCCGCAUCACAUGUUGAGGAAAAUAGGAAAAUAUGACACAGAUGCCAAGCCCCACAACAUGGUGCUUUCCAACUAUGAGGGAAAUGUGCGUAUUACCCUUGGAGUAAUCCAAGUCAGGUUAACAGUGGGAACUGUCACUAGAUCCACAAUGUUUAUGAUUGUGGAGACAAAGGCCAACUACAACUUGCUACUUAGACGCAAAUGGAUACAUGGAGUUGGAGUUGUACCAUCCUCCGUGCACCAAAGAAUCAUCAUAUAG
Molecule: messenger RNA, 357 nt
Organism: Lathyrus oleraceus (garden pea)
Lineage: Eukaryota; Viridiplantae; Streptophyta; Magnoliopsida; Fabales; Fabaceae
Exons: 1
Coding region: 1-357 (118 amino acids)
Source: RefSeq, a predicted model, not a curated record